This is a messenger RNA of Alternaria alternata, 1149 nucleotides long. RefSeq lists its product as hypothetical. The transcript has a single exon. Bases 64 to 744 code for a protein of 226 amino acids. Lineage: Eukaryota; Fungi; Ascomycota; Dothideomycetes; Pleosporales; Pleosporaceae. The record is from RefSeq and is a predicted model, not a curated record.
CUAUUUAGAAGUUCCGGUCGCGACCGAAUCUCGCAACACCGAACCUAGACAUUGACAAUUCACAUGGCAUCAUCACCCGACAUCAGUACAUCCCUUCUAGAUGCUUCUGGCAAGAUGGCAUCAGCAUCUACCGCCCUUUGCUCUCGUCUUUUUCCUUGUUCAGCCUUGCUCCGGCCAAGUACCGGAAGACGCCUUUUUGGCUGGCUCAAGCGGAGCCGAGGUUUUGGGCGAAUCAGCGACCGAAGGAAUUUGCUUGCUUUACGAGGAGUCGCCGAUUCAACGACCCAAUUGGUGCUUCGUCAAGCCUCGAUUCCAGCUGUAGAGGCAUCGUCUGCACCUAGGAAGCACGACGUCUCCGUCAUUCUCGAUCGGCUGCAGCCUUCUUCAACUGGCUCAUGUUGGUCUUGCGCUCUCCGUCUUGCACGUCUGAGCAGGUGGGGCGCAAUUCGACUGUACGAAGGCAUUGAUCCUUCGCCUUGCUCAAGUCAGACUAGGUUGCCAGCUUCGAUAUGCGGUAUAUGGGCACUACACGUAAGAUCGGUCCACACCUGGUUUGAGGCUGACGUCCAACAGCCACGAAACUUUAUCCACCGUCUGGCAUGUGAGGACCCUACCGCGGGCAUGGUACCCAUCUUGGCUGCCAUCAGAGCAUUGACCGCGAAACAUCAGACAUGCUUUGUUGAACCAAUGCCAAUUGCGAUAUGCCUUGCCUUGAGGCAUGCCAUGGAGAUGAUUUCUGUUUGAUUCGCUUCUGACGUUGUUCCGAUGCUACUCUGACAGGCUUCAGCGCGCUACAUGUCAGCCUUCCCGCCCGACGCUCAACGCACGCGCCCUACGUAGGUAAAAGGUGCGAGAAACGCUUAUCGAUUCGUAAGCCUUCUAGCCUGCAUAGGGCUGGAUCCACGUUUCAGGUCUCGAAAAGCCUGUCACUUUUGUGAAGUACAGGAAAAACCAACGGUCGCAAUGCGAUCGAGGCUUGCGUACUCUUUCGACUUGAUCCUUUGCAUGAAGACUGCUUCUAGCUGCAUAGAUCAACAAGUUUUAGCAGAUGGGUAGACUCUUGGCUCUUGAUUCGCUCAUGUCUAGUCGCACUGGUCAACCAGUUGAUUCUCGGCUUGCCCCUCUCUCCGAACCAAGUGUCGCUUUUUC